Molecule: messenger RNA, 958 nt
Organism: Alnus glutinosa
Lineage: Eukaryota; Viridiplantae; Streptophyta; Magnoliopsida; Fagales; Betulaceae
Product: paired amphipathic helix protein Sin3-like 3
Exons: 3
Coding region: 103-639 (178 amino acids)
Biological process (GO): negative regulation of transcription by RNA polymerase II
Cellular component (GO): histone deacetylase complex; chromatin
Molecular function (GO): transcription corepressor activity
Source: RefSeq, a predicted model, not a curated record
AAUCUGUGCACUCAGCAGGAUUUUCCCUACAUGAAUCCUUGAUUCAGUGUAGUUAGUGGUACAUGUAUUGGGUUGGAGCUCUAUCAGGGGUUCGAACUGGACAUGUUGUUAGAGUCUGUGAAUGGAACAACCAAGCGUGUAGAAGAACUAUUGGAAAAAAUCAACAAUAAUACAUUGAAAACAGGUGGUCCAAUUCGUAUCAAGGAACACUUCACAGCACUGAAUCUCAGGUGCAUUGAACGUUUAUAUGGUGACCAUGGGCUUGAUGUGAUGGAUGUGUUGAAGAAGAAUCUUCUUGCUUUGCCAGUUAUACUAACGCGCUUGAAGCAGAAACAAGAGUGGGCUAGGUGUCGUUCUGAUUUUAAUGAAGUCUGGGCUGAAAUUUAUUCUAAGAGCUAUCACAUAUCACUUGACCAUCGUAGCUUCUGUUACAAGCAACAGGACACAAAUUCAAGGAAAUGGUUUCACAUGUUGAGCAGAAUAUCAGAGGCACUGGCCGUGGUGCAUGGGCAGAUGGUGGGAAUAAGCUUGCUCCACUUCCAGCCUAUGGAAAUGAGUCAGAUGUGUUAUGUUUUGACAAUGCUGGUGCUUGGAGUGGUGAAUUGGGUUGUGCUGCCAGCGAGAGUAGUACACUGGUGAAGAGUUAAGGAAUGUUGUGGGUGAUUCUAAGUCUGCAGGGCCUAUCUCUAUCGUGGUAGUCAAAGUUUAUCAUUCCUGAUCAUUUCAUAUGUAGUAUUACUGUGACAUAGCUUUGGAAGUAAGAGCUUGGAUGCCUUUGGCAUUUUGGUGGAUGUAAAGGGGGAAAACCUGUGUCGUGAUCAAGUGGUGGUUGGUUGUCAAAAUGUUUAGGGUUGGGUGGCAAUGACUGAUGCUUGUCUUUUUUGUUUGAUCGAGUCUGUUGGAUUUUUUGAAUCGAAUGAAGUGAUGCUGAAUCCUAAUUUAAUUCAUGUUGAGUCAA